AUGCUUCGUUUUGUGAUCCUUGCUCUGGUUUCGUUUGCCGUCAUCAUUAGUUGUAUGGGACAGACUUUUCAAUAUUCUCGAGGUUGGACAAACGGUAAAAGAUCAUCAUCUCAUCUCCACGAAGAUCCAGCAAUAGCUGAAAUAUUCGAAGUUCCAACAGAGUCCGAAAGGCGGUUAGAAAGAUGCAUUUUUCAACUACAACAUUUUAUGCAUAAUCCAUACUCAAUGCGACCAUCACCAUAUGCCAUCAAUCUAUUUACGAGUGGCAACAGUGGUAAUAUCCGCCAUCAAUCAAGUGAAAUGUUUGAAGAUUCAGCUUCAGAGCCUGCUGAGUUCUCAACAAAACAUAAUUGA
Episyrphus balteatus (marmalade hoverfly) is the source of this 354-nucleotide messenger RNA. RefSeq names its product pro-corazonin-like. NCBI's taxonomy places the organism in Eukaryota, Metazoa, Arthropoda, Insecta, Diptera, Syrphidae. Gene Ontology annotation, biological process: positive regulation of heart contraction. The coding region runs from base 1 to 354 and encodes 117 amino acids. Gene Ontology annotation, molecular function: corazonin receptor binding. The record is from RefSeq and is a predicted model, not a curated record. The transcript is spliced from 2 exons.